UUCCAACUUCCAACUCGCGCGAGUCUUCCGUUAACUCUGAGGGAGUGUAGUCGUUUCGCCCGGAUCAACCUUUAACACGUGACAAACGUAAUCCGGAAGGUGUAAAUUUACGCGAAUUUGUGAUAUCCAGAGUUUUUCACCGGGUUGCAGACAGACAACGUAUUAUGCAUCCAGUUGUUCAGUCUUUCACACGCAGUUUUGCAUUACUUUCAGCGGUUUUUAUAACAGUUAUAACUACGAAGGUCCGGGGGCAGCAAAAUUGUAACACGGCCUUUAUGCAGUGUGCACGCCCUCUAUCUAUACUCACAGACUCCGGGCUAAGCUUCGUCACCACCAAGGAAGACCUAGAUAGAACAUGUCCAAACUUCCAAGAAGCCCUCAGAUGUAUCAGAGCCUACACGCGACGAUGUAUGAGCUACGAACAGAGAAAACACUUCAAGAAACUGUUUCAUGGAACUACAUUGAUGGUCCACGAGUUAUGCAAAAACGGAACAUACCAAGAAGAAUACCUCAAUUACGCACCAUGCAUGAAGAAUGUGGAGAGUCAAACGAAAGUUUGCUUCAACAAGUACGCAACAGCUAUGCAAGACAUUCAGACCAAAACAAAUCUAGAAGAAGAACGGGAGGAGAUCUUGGACACAGACAUUUUCAUGUACGAAAAAAGAAAAAGAGAAACCGCGGAUAAGGGUAUCAGAGAUGUCUGCUGCACUUUCCAAGAAUACGUGGAAUGCUCGUCCAGCACGAUGCGGCAACACUGCGGAGAGGGUGCAGAGAAAUUCAGUCGAAAGUUCCUAGAUCAGAUGUCCUCAGCUAUGAUCAAGAGUCAUUGUCACGAGUAUACCCCGCAAGUUUGUGGAAUUGACACCUCGUCAGCAACGACAGGAUCGUUAUCAAUAAUCUUAGCACUAUUGAUCACACUAUCACAUUUUCUGAGAUAAAUCACCAAAUACUAGUAGUAUAAAAUCCUUUAUAUUUUGUAAAUUCUGAAUGAAAUGUGAAAGCUGUAGAGAAAUGUAGCAGUUAUCUCGAUACUGUUCCACGAUGUGUUCAUCUAUUUAAAACUCAAUUCCUUUUUUAAAUCCGAACAGGACGUGGAACAAUAUCGAGAGAAUUGUGAUAUAAAUCGAAAUUUCCUUUUAAUUCGAUUCAAAAGACUGAUGGUACAUGUGACAGUGUUUUUCUUAAGAAAUUGGGUAGGAAUCUCAUAGGUUAAGCUGAGACUGUUAUAGGAGGUCAAAGCAAUAAUGCACUAUUAGAUUCAGAAGUCAAUUGCGAGUUCAUAUCAUAACAUCAGAUAUGGUAUGUUUUCUGCAGACAUUUUAGAAGUGAAUUUUUGGGAUGUGAUACCAAAACCUCAUUUAAUUCAUUAUUGCCUUCCUACCUAUCUUAGAACUUAGAUUCAGAAGUCUUAAUAGUGAAUUCAUCCAUAUUCAUCUUUGCCAGAAACUGACAUAGUGUACCCUUUUCAUUUUCUUCAUUGUAUGGUGCAAUUUAUUCCACCAAUCUUAGUAGGAAAUUUAUUGUUUUUGCAUGAUGCGAUAACAGAAGGACUUUUAUUCAGCUCUGAACGGACUGUAAUCAUAGGGGAGGUUCUCAAAUCCCCUCACGGAACAACCAAAUCAAACGGAAUAUGCUAAUUUUCCUUCAAAUACGAAAGAAUUGCCAGCAAAUGCCUCAGUAUUUGGGUAACAACAUAGCAUGCAAAAAACCAAUUCAUUUAUGGAAUAGGAGCUGGCCUCAACUUGGUGAAUUGGUAUUUUGUUUCAAAUAAUGUUUUCUUAAUUGUCAAUUAUUCCUAUUGUUAUUUGUGUGUUUUAUGAGUUGAAUGUGGGUCACACCGCAUUCAAAUAUCCAAGAACUGGACAGAUUUUCCAGGAAGAAUGAAGUAUUCGAUUAUAUGAAGAAGAUUUUUCCAUCUAUUAGACAAUUAGAAAAAACUUGGUAGCUAUUGCACCUCACGUUUUCCUAUCUUACAAUCAUGGCUAUUUAUCUGUUCCACUGGAGCUCUUGAAUAUGUUCAUUACACAUUCGCAUUAACUCAAUAAGAAGUCAAAGAAGGUAUAUCCUAUACCUACUUCAUUUUUCAUAAUGAAAAUUCCAUACAUUACGCUAUUUUAUUGUACAAAUGUAUACAUUAGAAUUGUACAUUACGUAGUACUUCCUUGUCAUUUUCAUUGACAAUUGUUGCAAUAUUUCCUUCGUCAAACAAAUCCAUCACAUUUUACAUUACUACAUAUCAAAUUGUCAUGAUCCUCAUAUAAUGUGAAUUUUGUGAUUGGUUUUUAAAUACUCAUUGAUCAUAAUUGUGGUGAAUAGUUCAGAUCAAACCUAAAUUUCUAUAGCUGUAGUAAAUGGAGAAAAAAAAUUGUUAAUGCUGUACAUACUAUGAUAAUAAUAAAUUAUUGAGUUAUUUA
Messenger RNA from Coccinella septempunctata (seven-spotted ladybird), 2414 nucleotides. RefSeq lists its product as uncharacterized. Lineage: Eukaryota; Metazoa; Arthropoda; Insecta; Coleoptera; Coccinellidae. The coding region runs from base 165 to 938 and encodes 257 amino acids. The record is from RefSeq and is a predicted model, not a curated record. The transcript is spliced from 6 exons.